AAAUAAUGAUAAUAAAAAAUAAAAAAAAUUAAAAAAAAAAACCCUAGCCAAAAGAAUACAAGGAUGGAAGUUUCACUGUCAUGAGUGGAUACAGUGAAUCAAUCAGAGUUUUAAGCAUGAUAUUAGGCAGCCAAAUCUGGCCAACAAUUGCUAAACCUUGUGUGCUAAUCUGGUGCAGCAGCAAAACAACUAAAAGUCUUACCAAAGCCCCUAUCAUCUCCUGCAAAAUGGCAACUAACGGGAAGCAUAAAGCAGAGAGGAUUGCAGUGGUAACUGGAGCAAACAAAGGCAUUGGUUUUGAAACAGUGAGGCAACUGGGUUUUGAAGGGAUAACUGUGGUGUUAACUGCUAGAGAUGAGAAAAGGGGAAUAGAGGCCAAAUCAUUGCUCCAUCAAAUGGGUUUAUCAGAUCGUGUGGUUUUUCAUCAACUUGAUGUUUUGGAUCCGCUAAGCAUCCAGUCUUUGGCUGACUUUGUAAAAGACAGAUUUGGCAGGCUUGAUAUCUUGGUGAAUAAUGCUGGGGCCUCUGGACUUGUAGUUGAUGAGGAAAGACUAAGGGCCUUAAACAUAGAUCCAACAGAUUGGCUUGCAGGGAAGGUGGUCAAUUUAAUUGAAGGUGUUAUAAAACAUAACUAUGAGAAAGCGCAAGAAUGCUUGAAUACUAAUUACUAUGGAGUAAAAAGAGUGACGGAAGCUCUUCUCCCACUCUUGCAGCUUUCCCCUGCAGGGGCAAGGAUUGUGAAUGUUUCCUCUCUCAGGAGUGAGCUGAAGAGAAUUCCAAGUGAAAGCAUAAGGAACGAACUUGGGGACAUAGAAAAUUUGACAGAGGAGAAGGUGGAUGCAAUUUUGAAAAGAUUUCUACAUGAUUUCAAAGAAAAUGCACUUGAAGCCAAUGGAUGGCCAUUGAUGCUCCCUGCAUACAGCAUGUCAAAAGUUACUCUAAAUGCAUACACUAGAAUUCUUGCUAAGAAGUACAACAAUAUGUACGUCAACUGUGUACAUCCUGGUUUUGUCAAUACAGAUAUUAAUUGGCAUACCGGGACUUUGACUUUGGAAGAAGGAGCUGCAGGUCCUGUCAAGUUGGCCCUUAUACCAGAUGGAGGCCCUACUGGUUGCUAUUUUGAUCGUACUGAAGUUGCUGAUUUUUGAUUUUGUCCAUGUUUCUCUGUACCAAUAACAGCUUUAAUAUUCUGUAAGUUGAUAUAUGCUAUAUUAGUUGGAAGAAUAAAGUACGAACCUAUAUGUGUGUGGGAAAACAUUUUGUGCUCGUUUGGUAACGUGUUGGUUUUUGUUUUUUCUAUGUACUUGUAUGUAAUUUAUUUAUUUUUAAUGUUAGUAGUUAUUGUUAAA
Molecule: messenger RNA, 1349 nt
Organism: Ziziphus jujuba (common jujube)
Lineage: Eukaryota; Viridiplantae; Streptophyta; Magnoliopsida; Rosales; Rhamnaceae
Product: (+)-neomenthol dehydrogenase
Exons: 5
Coding region: 81-1148 (355 amino acids)
Cellular component (GO): membrane
Molecular function (GO): oxidoreductase activity, acting on the CH-OH group of donors, NAD or NADP as acceptor
Source: RefSeq, a predicted model, not a curated record